This is a messenger RNA of Zalophus californianus (California sea lion), 776 nucleotides long. Its product is annotated as formin-like protein 5. The transcript is spliced from 2 exons. The record is from RefSeq and is a predicted model, not a curated record. The coding region runs from base 1 to 621 and encodes 206 amino acids. NCBI's taxonomy places the organism in Eukaryota, Metazoa, Chordata, Mammalia, Carnivora, Otariidae.
AUGGGGCGAGGGCGCGCGUCCCAGGAGGGAGCCCAGAGUUGGCAAUGUGGCCGAGCAGGGGCUGGGGGCGGCCGCUGCCAGAGCCUAGCGGGGGCCGGAGGGAGGGGGCGAGGGGUGCCCAGACCCAAGGAGGAGGUGGUGCAGGGCGCGGGCCGCGGCUGGGACGCUGGGACCCGGAGAGUGCGCGCUCCAGGCAGGCUCUGGGAAGUAAGGGAUCCAAGCAGCUCCCUUUCUCUCGCUUUCCUCCCUCCCCUCUCUCCUCCCUCUCCUCCUCCUCCUCCUCCUCCCUCCGCCCUCCCUAGACGUGGGCUGCCGGCUUUAGCCCGGAGGGACGGGACGCGGGACGGAGAAGCCCCCCGCGGGAGGAGGGGCUGCGCCGGGGGCGGCUGCCCCGCGGCCGGAUGGCGCGCGCCGGGGAGGGGCCGCGGGCGGCAGGCGGAAGCGGCCGACCCCCAGCCCCCCGACUCGGCGCUUGAAAUGACAGGAUGCGAGAGAACGAGCGACGUCCGGGGGCAGCCGGCUCCGGGCCGGCGUUUUCAGGGCACAGCUUCAAACCCACCUCCAGCGCCGGGUCCUCGCAAACCUCCCAGCCUCCGCGCGCCGGCCUUCGCUCUCCGCUAGGCUUCACGGGCCCCCUGCUCAGGCUCCUGGCACGGCCCUUAGCAGACUGUUCUGGAAUUAUUUACCUGGUUGCCUCCCUUACUCUCUUGGGAGAGCCUUCCCGCCAGACAACAACACCGUGCCCUGUUUCUCUUUAUAAUCCCACGGCUAUUUAA